This is a messenger RNA of Limulus polyphemus (Atlantic horseshoe crab), 3950 nucleotides long. RefSeq names its product Down syndrome cell adhesion molecule homolog. Gene Ontology annotation, cellular component: plasma membrane; axon. The record is from RefSeq and is a predicted model, not a curated record. The coding region runs from base 236 to 3172 and encodes 978 amino acids. NCBI's taxonomy places the organism in Eukaryota, Metazoa, Arthropoda, Merostomata, Xiphosura, Limulidae. Gene Ontology annotation, biological process: cell-cell adhesion; axon guidance. Gene Ontology annotation, molecular function: protein binding. The transcript has 18 exons.
CAGACGCCAUCAUUUCCAAGCCUUAUGUUGGAAAGCCGCAUUUUGGAGUCGAUAUCUUUGCUAUUAACUAACUGUAUAAUGCUUAUCCAUCGAGGUUAUAAUGCAAAAACAUAUUAAGUAACCUGCGACUCCAACGUUAGAUAUUAUACCAGAAAUAUCCAAUGAUCAUUCGAAUGUGAGAAGAUUUCGGCAGCCCGUUAUAUAUUCUCGUGUGUAACUUGUAAGUUCUUUAUAGAUGGCUAAUGGCAGAAGUCUUCGUGUUUCUGCCAUGACUAUUCUAGUGCACUUGAUGGUGAACAUCGCCGUUCUUCUAGUUUGGGUUGAUGACGUAAAUGGAGAAUUAUUUGAAAUAGUUCCUUUUUCCUUUCCUGAAAAUGUGAGAGUUGGUGGAAGCUCUACAAUUUUAUGUACUGUGAGCGAAGGAAAAUCGGGGAUUAAGUUCCAGUGGUUUUAUGGAGAAAAAGAAAUUGGAGCUAAAAUGUAUCAAGUGAAAAUAGUAAAUUCGGAGACAUUUUCAGCGUUGGAAAUAAACCCUGUUGAAAUUGAAAACCAGGGAAAUUAUACUUGUGUUGCUCGUACUGCUAAAAGUGUCAGCAGAUACACGGCAAUCUUAACCUUGAAAGCAUCACCAAAGUGGAAACAUGAACCUGUGGAUGUUAGGAUAAAGCAACUUUCGCAUCUACGUUUAGAGUGUUCGGCCACUGGUUACCCUAUUCCCACUGUUAGAUGGACACGAAAUAUAGAAUCUUCCUUGGACAAUCUUUCUGCGACAAAGUUGUCUGAAGAAAAGUUGAAUGUUUCGUAUGAUGGAAAGGCAGUUCUAGAGGUUAAAAGAACGACAGAAAAAGAUGAAGGAAAUUAUAUAUGCACAGCAGACAACGGUGUUGCUGAACCACUACUCAAAACUGUCAGAGUAACUGUUAUAGAGAUUCCAACUAUCAUGCCAUUCUCCUUUCCGCAAAACAUGACUGUUGGAGGAUAUGCUAAAGUAUUUUGUGCGGUUCAGAUCGAGACAAAACAGUUGAGUUUUAAAUGGAUGAAAAAUGGUGAAGAUUUGACUGAUGCAAGAGAAAGAGUCUACAUUACAAACAACAUUGAUUACUCAGCCUUAGAAUUAAGUAAUGCCCAAAUUGAAGAUAAUGGAAAUUAUACUUGUCAGGUUGAGAGUCCCGGUGGCAUAAGUCAAUUUACUGUCGCUCUGAAUUUGAAAGGUGCUCCAGUAUGGAUAAAAAAAACAACCGACAAAAUUGUAGGAAAAAAUUCUGAUGUUUAUCUAGACUGUUUAACCAGAGGUUCUCCUCAGCCCUCUGUUAAAUGGUUUAUAAAAAGAGGAAAUUCCUUCAUAAAAUUUUCAUCCUCUAUCACAAAUCCGAGGACAAAAUGGAAGAUAUUUGAGAAUGGCACUCUUCGAAUACGGAAUUCCCAGAAGCAGGAUGAAGGAGAAUAUUCUUGUGUUGUAAGCAAUGGCAUUGGAAGGGAUCUUCGACAAACUGCAGUUAUUAGAAUCAGUGUUCCUGCACGAUUUGAAGAAAAAUUUGGUGUGGUGACGGCACAGAAAGGAGAGAGUGCUAGACUUCAGUGUGAUGCCCAGGGUGAUCAACCCUUGUCUGUGACAUGGUCGAAUAGUUCCAAUACUUUAAGUAAAACUAGUGGAUCAGGAUAUGAGAUCUUCGAGACUUUAACCCCGAAAGGAAUUAACUCGGAGUUGAUCAUCAGAGAAACUUUACCUCAAGACGGAGCCAUUUACUCUUGUUUAGCAGAGAAUGAACAUGGCAGAGAUGAGAGAAAAGUUAAACUUUUGAUUCAAGAGGUGCCAUCACCACCACCAGGAGUCAGUGUUCGUGAAGUCUGGACAAGAAGUUCUAGCAUCACCUGGUUGGUUCCUUAUAGUGGAAACAGCCCAAUAAGUAAUUACAUUGUGCAGUAUUGGAGAGAUCACAAAGGAACACGGCGGCUGAACGAAAAAACAGUACCAAGCUCACAGACCUUUGCAAUGAUUAAGAAUCUGCGACCAGGAACUUCCUAUAUAGUUACUAUAACAGCAGAAAAUUCUGUCGGUAAAAGUUUACCUUCUGAUCCUGCUAUGCUUACCACAGGAGAGGAAGAACCAGAUGCUCCACCAAUGGACAUCAGUGUUCAUGCUAAAGGAACGAAUACAAUUACAGUAACGUGGAAGGCACCACCUCGUGAAAAUUGGAAUGGCCAAUUGGAAGGAUACUAUGUUGGCUACAGAGUAAUUGACCUAUCAGAAACCUAUUCUUACGAGACUGAGCAGUUCAGCCCGAGUUUGGAACAUGAUCACUUCCUUACUAAUCUUAUGAAAGGAACAAAGUAUGGAAUAAUAGUUAAGGCCUUUAAUGCUGCAGGAACAGGCCCUCCCACCCAGGAGAUUCUCGUUAGCACUUUAGAUGGAGACCUUCCUGCCUCACCAAAACUGUACGUACAGUCUACUACAAGAUCAACUGUAACUCUAAAGUGGAAUGUCGAUUCUCCUUCUCACGCUUCUGUUACAGGUUACACAGUACAGUAUAGGAGAGAAUCUGGACGUUGGCAUCAGGCCACAGCUGUACCAUCGGAAAAUGAUUACUACACCGUAACAGGACUUCAGGAUGAAACUGCAUACGAAUUUUACGUAACAGCAGCAAAUAAAUAUGGUGCUGGUGAUCCAAGUGAAAUUAUUACUGUGAUAACUGGAGAUAUAGAUAGUGGGUUUGCUUCAUCUUUAAGUGGACAGCGUGGUCACGGUUAUAUGGAUCUUGCCAUCAUAGUUCCUGUGGCAGCAGCUGUGGCCGCUGUCGGAGUUGUUGUGGCCGUGUCUUGUGUCUGGCAGAGGAAAAUUCGCUUGAGGCAUAGAUUGGAAAGGGCGAUGUCUGAAAGAACCUACACGCCUUAUGCAGGCAUUCCUGUGGGACAAGUUACUGUAGGACAACGUUUUCCUGACAUGGAUAAAACUUGGCCACCUGGUCACUCUGACAACAACCCUCCCCUAAGCAACCCGGACCCCUAUUCAGCUGUCCCUCCACGGGUACAGAAUGGAGAUUUGAGAAAAGCCAGUUCUACCCAAGAGAUGAGAACUUAUUUUGCUCAGGACGCUCGAAUUCAGGGGUUGUCAGGAUCCAAACAAGAUGUGCGACAGAUCCGAAACAGUCAGUAUUCUAACAGUCUGAAGUGAAACGGUUUGUUGAAGAAAGAAUUAAACACCCUAACAAUUUGUACUUAGAUAUAUGUAAAUAUGUUGAACAAGUUUAGCAAUCUCGAUACUCAAACAUUUGUGAUUAUGACUGUUCAAAUUCAUUUUGAAAGUUAUUUCUGAUUAAGACAUUACUUAUCAAAUAAAUACGCCUUUUGUUUUUCAAGUACCAGUACUGUAAAGGUGACAUUAGCGUGUCAUUGUACUUAAUCAUGUAUAUCACAUAUUGUUUUACAGUUUUUACUGUAUUUCCUGUUUUUCAAAGUUGCGAUUGUUAAGGAAUGUCCAGUAUUUGUAUAGUACUCAUUCAGAAAUUAUUUACGUAACAUAAUAUUGAACUCUCGUAUUUGUGAUUGAAUGAAAAUUCGCUGCUUCUAUGUAUUGGCUCUUUUAUAGUAUUUACUGUUUCACAUGUAUGAUAUUUGUAUAGUAACAAGUUAAAGAUUUACAUUGUGUCAUGAAUUAUUCUAUUAUUUUAUAUCUGUGAUUUUUACAGAAAGCUGAUUUUUUGCAUGUUUAGUUAUUUUACAACUUUUAUUACAAGUUUAUUAUUCUUCAGGAGCUGCUGUCUGUGUCGAAUGCCUCGUCAGUGUUUAUAAACGAGGGUUUUUCUAAAUAACCGUGUACUCUUGUGGUGUUGUUGUAACUAAAUACUUUACCUUAGGGUUAGCUAAAGAUUACAACAGUAAAACAACUUUGUUUCUGCAUGCGCUGAAUUAAUAAAACUGGUUAGUGUUUAAAUAAAUGUUUUUGUGUAUGA